Molecule: messenger RNA, 1526 nt
Organism: Balaenoptera musculus (blue whale)
Lineage: Eukaryota; Metazoa; Chordata; Mammalia; Artiodactyla; Balaenopteridae
Product: epiplakin-like
Biological process (GO): wound healing; intermediate filament bundle assembly
Cellular component (GO): cytoplasm; cytoskeleton; membrane
Molecular function (GO): keratin filament binding; structural molecule activity
Source: RefSeq, a predicted model, not a curated record
AUGGAGACCGCCCAAGGGCAGGGUAGGGACGGGGCCUUUGGGGGACCAGAAGGAGGGCCGGUCGUCGGCGUGGGUACUGAGGCCAAGGACCGUGACGGCCGUGCUGGGCACCGGCACCCCCACCCCGUCCGGGCCCCAGGCCGAGGCAGCCAUGUCCACGCAGGCCAGGAGCAUCGCGGGGUGUACGUGGAGGCCUCGGGCCAGGCCCAGCGUCUCUGCGCUGUCGUGAGGCAGGGUCUCCUGCCCUUUGGGCUCGGGCUGGCUCUGCUGGAGGCCCAGGCGGCCACCGGGGGCCGCACGGACCCCGGGCAGGGCCAGCUGCUCCUCGUGUCUGAGGCCCUGGGCAGGCCUGGUGGGCCUGGAGCGGAAGAAGAAGCGCUGGCCACUGAGCGCGCCGUCACCGGGUACCCUGACCCUCGGGGUGGGAAGCUGGCCCUCUUCCAGGCCGUAGGGAAGGAGGUUGUGGACAGGCACUGGGCUGGAGCUGCGGAGGCCCAGCUGGCCACGGGGGGCCUGGUGGACCCCAUCCAGGGCGUGCGCGUGGCCCCUGAGCUGGCCUGCCAGCAAAGCCUCUUGGCCCAGGAGACAUGGUGUGGGCUGUCGGAGCUUGGGCCCGGCUCAAGUGCCCCAGGCUUCCUGGACCCCAACACGCUGGAGCAGCUGCCGUACCGGGAGCUGCUAGGCAGGUGUGUGCGGGCCCCCAGCACGGGGCUGGGCCUGCUGGCCCUCAAGAUCACUUUCCGUACGCUGAGUGGGGCACUGAGCUUGGCCGAGCUGCUGGAGGCGGGGGUCCUGGACGGGGAGACGGCCCGAGGCCUGCGGGAGGGCAGGCUGGCGGUGCCGGAUGUGGGUGCACGCACCGAGGUGCAGCGCCACCUGCAGGGCACCGGCGGUGUGGCAGGGGUCGUCCUGCUGCCUGCAGGGCACAAGAAGAGCUUCUUCCAGGCCACGGCCAAGCACCUGCUCCCCAUGGGCGCCACGCUUCCGGUCCUGGAGGCUCAGGAUGCCACCUGCAUGCUGGUGGACCCAGCCACCGGCCGGCAGCUGUGGGUGGACGAGGCGGUCAGGGCAGGCCUGUUUGGACCAGAGCUCCACAGGCAGCUCCUGGCAGCAGAGCAGGUGGUGACGGGGUAUCAUGACCCCUUCAGUGGCACCCGAAUCCCCCUAUUCCAGGCCAUGAAGAGGGAGCUGGUGGACCGGCCUCUGGCGCUGAGGCUCCUGGUUGCCCAGCUGGCCACAGGCGGGCUAAUGUGUCCUGCCCGCAGGCUCCGGCUGCCCGUGGAGGCCACCCUGCACGUCGGCUGCCCGGACAGAGACUCGGCAGUAUCUCUCGCAGGCGGCUGGCUUCUCGGACCCCCGCAUGCAGGAGAGCCUCAGCUACGGGCAGCUGCUGGCCCACUGUGUCACCGACCCAGAGACGGGACUGGCCUUCCUGCCCAGCUCAGUGGGGAGCCCUGGAGAGGAGCCACAGGGGCCCCCGUUCACUGAGCAGAGCACCCGGCAGGCCUGAGAGCCGCCGUGGCCAC